UCCAUUCACACCCCCGGAUCUCUCUUCGAUUCCACACAUGGACGAUGAGUUGACACAACUCGGCGAGCGCUUUCAUAAUGACGAGGAGUUGAGUCAGAGGCAGGAAGCAGAGUUGGGGCCUUACAUCAUUGGCAGCCCAAUCAAUCUUGGAAACAUUGACAACGUUGACAGUCGUAUUAAGCUCAGGCUCGGAUCUCUCCGCAGGGCAUCCACCAGAAGCAAGAACCAGCAGCAGCAUAUUGAGCUCCAGGAGAUGAUGAUCAAUCGAUUGUCCAGUGAAAAUAUUGCAGGAACGGGAAGAACAGAAAAUGGCGGUUCAUCGGGGGAGCAGUCUGGUGGACACUCGGGCGAUCCUCCGGAUGUGCGGAUCAUUUUUGUCAAUGCGCCACAUCAGCCGGCCACCUACAAAAAUAAUCACAUCUCUACAGCCAAGUAUUCCCUACUUUCCUUUAUACCGUCCUUUCUCUUUGAACAGUUUCGGAGAUAUAGCAACUGCUUUUUUCUAUUCAUCGCGCUUAUGCAGCAAAUUCCUGAUGUUUCACCCACGGGACGUUAUACGACGCUCGUUCCACUUAUUUUCAUUCUUAGCGUAUCUGCUCUCAAAGAAAUUGUCGAAGAUAUUAAAAGGCAUAAAGCAGACGAUGAAAUAAAUAUGCGUGAAGUAGAGGUUCUCAGAGAUGGUCGGUGGCAAUGGUUUCAAUGGAGGCAUGUUACUGUUGGUGACGUUGUGAAGAUACACAAUAACAAUUUUUUCCCCGCCGAUCUAAUACUAUUGUCAUCAUCAGAACCUCAAUCAAUGUCUUUUAUUGAAACUGCAAAUCUUGAUGGCGAAACGAAUUUGAAGGUCAGGCAAGCACAUUCGGAAACAACCAAUCUUCUUGAUACAGUUGAGUUGAUGAAUUUUCGUGCCAACAUUCAGUGUGAACCACCUAAUCGACAUCUUUAUGAGUUUAAUGGGAUUCUACGAGAAACGAAUAAACGGAGUGUACCACUGGGUCCGGACCAGCUAUUACUUCGGGGUGCGAUGCUGCGUAACACCCGUUGGAUUUUUGGUGUGGUGAUCUAUACCGGGCAUGACACCAAACUCAUGCAAAACAACACGAGCACGGCGCCGCUUAAGCGUUCCACCCUCGAUCGCCUCAUCAAUACUCAAAUACUAAUGCUCUUCUUUAUACUGCUUAUGCUAUGUCUUCUUUCGGCGAUCUUCAACAUACUCUGGACAAAUGCUCAUCACGUCGGACUGUGGUAUCUUGGCUUAGAUAAUGCACAGACGAAGAAUUUCGCCUUCAACCUGCUGACUUUCAUCAUUCUCUUCAAUAACUUGAUCCCGAUUUCGCUGCAGGUAACCCUUGAAGUUGUGCGCUUCGUGCAGGCGAUUUUCAUCAAUAUGGACAUCGAGUUAUAUCACGCUGAAACAGACACUCCAGCAAUGGCACGUACUAGUAAUCUCAAUGAGGAACUCGGUAUGGUCAGCUACGUAUUUACCGAUAAGACUGGCACACUCACAAGAAACGUUAUGGAAUUUAAACGAUGCUCUAUAGCUGGAAAGAUCUACGAUUUACCAGUUCCAUCAACUUCUGAUAAUGAUGAAAUAAUCAGUGAGUUAGUUCAAAAUAUACUGCAGGAUCGUGUAAAAAAUUCAUCUCAAGCUAUAAGUAGUAAACGGAUGUAUAAUGCUGCUAUUCUACAUGAAUUUAUGGUAAUGUUGUCUGUCUGUCACACUGUCAUUCCAGAAAAAAAUGACAACAAUAUUAUUUAUCAUGCUGCCUCACCUGAUGAACGUGCGCUAGUAGAUGGUGCGAAGAAAUUCGGCUAUGUGUUCGAUAUACGGACGCCACACUUUGUUGAGGUUGUUGCAUUAGGUGAGCGCGAGCGUUACGAAAUUCUUAAUGUGAUUGAAUUCACAUCGACACGCAAGCGGAUGUCAGUUAUUGUGCGUACACCUAGUGGUGAAAUAAAGAUAUUCUGCAAAGGUGCGGAUUCGGUUAUUUACGAGCGCCUCAUGGCUAAAGAAAUUGACGAGGAAGCAGCGGUCAUUAAUGUGCAACAAUCAGAAUAUGAGGAUUUCCGAGAGUUGACGCUACAGCACCUGCAAGCCUUUGCCACCGAGGGGCUCAGGACGUUAUGUUUUGCAUCUGCCAAUAUUUCGGAAAAUCAGUACAACUCAUGGAAGGAUAUUUAUAAUACAGCUCUUACAAAUUUGUCAAAUCGCGAAGAGAAGUGUGAAGAAGCUGCAAACCUUAUCGAAACGAAAUUAACACUUUUAGGGGCUACAGCUAUUGAAGACCAACUACAAGAUAAGGUUCCUGAAACGAUAGAAUCUCUUAUUCAGGCAGAUAUCAAUGUUUGGGUAUUGACAGGUGACAAGCAAGAGACAGCCAUAAAUAUUGGUUAUUCAUGCAGACUGAUUACGCAUCCUAUGCCUUUAAUUAUAAUUAAUGAAGGCUGCUUGGAUAAAACAAGAGAAGUUAUUAUCCAACACUGUCUAGAUUUUGGACAAGAAUUGAGGUGCCAAAAUGAUGUUGGGCUUAUCAUUGAUGGAAAUAGUUUAAAAUACGCUUUGUCUUGCGAUCUCAGAAGAGACUUUUUAGAUUUAUGCACAUCGUGUAAAGUCGUUAUUUGUUGUAGAGUGUCACCAAUGCAAAAGGCAGAGGUAGUUGAUUUAGUAACAAGUAAUACCAGAGCAGUGACUUUAGCAAUUGGAGAUGGUGCAAAUGAUGUAGCUAUGAUUCAAAAGGCACACAUUGGUGUUGGUAUUUCUGGUGUUGAAGGCUUACAAGCUGCCUGUGCUUCUGAUUAUUCUAUAGCUCAGUUUCGAUUUCUUAAACGUUUACUUUUUGUACACGGCUCUUGGAAUUACAGUAGGAUGUGCAAACUCAUUUUAUAUUCAUUUUAUAAAAAUAUAUGUUUGUACGUCAUUGAAUUAUGGUUCGCUAUUUACUCCGGCUGGUCCGGGCAGAUUCUCUUUGAGAGAUGGUCCAUCGGUUUAUAUAACGUGGUAUUUACCGCAGCGCCCCCAUUAGCGAUAGGUCUUUUUGAUAAAGUUUGUUCAGCAGAAACGCAUUUAGCGCAUCCCAGUUUGUAUGCGGCGAAAAAUGCAGCUGAAUCUACAUUUAAUAUUAAGGUAUUUUGGAUCUGGAUAUUCAAUGCUCUUCUUCAUUCUGCACUCUUAUACUGGCUGUCACUAUUAGCACUAAAACAGGAUGUAAUUUGGGAAAACGGUCGUGAUGGCGGCUAUCUUGUUCUAGGAAAUUUAGUUUAUACUUAUGUAAUAGUGACAGUAUGUGGUAAAGCAGGUUUAAUAACUAAUUCAUGGACAUGGGUAACUCAUUUAGCAACUUGGGGAUCUAUUAUACUUUGGUUCAUAUUUAUAUUAACUUACAGCAACUUUUGGCCAAUCUUAAAUGUUGGAGCAGUGAUGCUUGGUAAUGAUCGAAUGCUGUUCUCAUCUCCAGUUUUUUGGUUAGGACUUGUUCUCAUACCAACAGCAGUUUUACUAUUAGACGUUACAGUGAAAGCUUUGAAAAAUACUGUAUGGAAAUCACUAACAGAGGCGGCUAGAGAGCAAGAAAUCCGAAAAUCUGAUCCUGGUGACAUUUUUCACGUUCAAGAUUACAGAAGCUCCUCCAUGCAUGCCAUCGCCGCUAUAGCGAAUUAUGGUUUCGCAUUUUCCCAAGAGGAGGGAGGUACAGUUUCGCAGACAGACGUGAUCAGAGCUUACAACACGAAUCUACCGAAGCCUGGUGGCAUGUGAAUAUGAGUGCAGGUGAUUGGUGUAGAGGUAAACUCAGCAGCAUUGGUCUGUCCUCGUCGACUGUAAACUCGCAGAUCGCCGGCUGAA
Molecule: messenger RNA, 3841 nt
Organism: Ceratosolen solmsi marchali
Lineage: Eukaryota; Metazoa; Arthropoda; Insecta; Hymenoptera; Agaonidae
Gene: ATP8A
Product: ATPase phospholipid transporting 8A1
Exons: 21
Coding region: 38-3754 (1238 amino acids)
Biological process (GO): phospholipid translocation
Cellular component (GO): trans-Golgi network; plasma membrane
Molecular function (GO): ATP hydrolysis activity; ATP binding; magnesium ion binding
Source: RefSeq, a predicted model, not a curated record